Messenger RNA from Saccharomycopsis crataegensis, 3288 nucleotides. RefSeq lists its product as uncharacterized. Bases 1 to 3288 code for a protein of 1095 amino acids. The transcript has a single exon. The record is from RefSeq and is a predicted model, not a curated record. Lineage: Eukaryota; Fungi; Ascomycota; Saccharomycetes; Ascoideales; Saccharomycopsidaceae.
AUGUCUUCCCUUUUCCAGAAAAGGGUAUCAUUCAAUAACCUCUAUAAUGAUGUUAUUGACCCUGAACAUCCUCGCCACUCCCCAAAAUUCAUAUCAAAUAACCAGGAUUCAUCACAGGAUAAAAAGGACCUCAAUUUUGGUUACUCUGUUUCUAGUUCCUCAAAUUUAACCCCAAACGACCUCUCAAAAGUUUUCAAAUUCAACGAAUUCAAUUUUAUCAACCAAAAUGAUCGCUUUUACAAUGACUUACAGAGUCAAAAAAACUUCAACGAGCAGGCCCUCCGAAAACAAAAGUUAAAGAAUGAAAAGCUUCCUUUUAUAUCAAAGGAUAAAUCUAUUCUUAAAGUCAGUGGUAGUGACUCAUAUACACAGCUGGUUACUGAUAACAGGGAUAGUCUCUACUUGAGAAGCAGCAAUCAAAAAUUUAAUACCAAUUCCCAUGCACAUGACAGUCCAACAUCUUUCUCUAAUGUUUCUAACCGUUUUAAAGCAGAAGACCAGGACCAAAUAACUUUGAGAAAUACUCAACUCAAUAUCAAUCUUGACCCGAAUAUUCUACAUGAUGCUCUUGCCAGCAUAGAAAACGAAACAGCUCCCUCGAGUAAACCUCAACAACUGAAAAGAAAGAGACUUACGGAAAUGACAGAUGAAGAAAUCUUAUUACUCGACAAUCAGUUCAAACUGAGCUCUUUGGCUAACCUGGAUUUCAAGAAUGCGGUACUCAACGAUCUUGAAAACUCAAUUGAGCUCUCCAAAUUUAAGGCUCUUGCGAAUAGUUUACACAGUGCAUCUCACGCUAAUGAAAAAUCUGUCACAACAAAAUAUUCAAAGGAGGGUGUUAAUAUAACUAACAUUUUUGAUAAAAGCUACCCUUCCAAACCAGUAGUUACCUACAAAUCCUUUGUUUUGCAUUCCCAGCAUACGAUUUUUGAUGCUGUGCGUGAUGAAAACGCAAACUUCACUUAUUGCCCCAAAGAUAUUAUUCUCAAAAAAUUGAAUAAGGAAAACAAGAUCAGCUCUUUGGGCUCAUGCAAAUUAUUAGACACCACAGAAGAUAUUUCUAAUUUAGAUGAAACACUAGGUUCAAACAAAACUGUGAUGGUAUACAUUUCUGGUAGGAAGCAUACAUGGAGCUCCCUUGAAUAUUUAUUUAAUGCCGGAACUCCAGCUACCAGUAACAAUAACUUGCUAAAAGAUGGAGAUGAUUUAGUACUAUUCACCGUUAUUCCUAGCGACUUUGAACUGAUUGAAGAUAUUAUUAAUACAGAUAACGAAACAAUUGCCAAAUCUUCUGAAAAAAAGGAUAGCGGCAACUCAUUGACUCGUUACAAAAGCACCAGUAUGUUGGACGAUUUGAAUAGCUACAAUUUGCGGAAAUUGAAAAGUAAUACUGGCUCUAAAAGACUUUUGCCACCUCCGCCGAAGACUUCUAGGUCUUAUUCUUCUGUUGAAUUCGAGCUUAAGAGGAUCACAAGCAAUUCAUCCUCUCCGCAAGUGGAACUGCCUGUCUUUUCAUCAAAAAUGAAGAAAGCGCCUACAAAUCAAAGAAAGAAGUUAAUCUGUGAUAAGGUUUCUCUCAUUGCCAGAAAAUUGAUGAAGACCAUUGAGAAUCUAGCUGAACGCAACAAUGUUAUCAUUCGUAUUACUGUGGAAGUUUGUUCUGAUAAGCCGCUCGAUGAAGACUUAGACACCUUUUAUCGUGAUGCAGCGACUGAAAGAUCAGAUAAGGCUAUGAAAAGCGAAGAAACAACACCUAGUGCUGAUUUUUAUGACCCUGUAUUAUCUAGACCACUCUCCCAUUUUAAAAAACACAGGGAUACUGCCAAGAUUGAUAUGAAAUUCGUAUUAACUAAUAUUAUUGAAGUAUAUUCUCCUGAUAUGUUCGUUAUUGGUUCAAAACCUGAUCGUUAUUCGGAUUUGGCGACUAACAGAUACCAAAACUCCUCUAAUUGUGAAACAUUGAAUUCCUUGAGUGAGAACUUUGCUUCCAGCUAUAGCGGCCCAUCUAGCCGGGGUAGCAGCAGAAGACAAAGUGUCGUCGAUGAACCAUCCUCUUCUAGACCUUUAUUUAGUGCUUCUCCAUCAUCUACAAGCGUCAGCUCUGUCAAUGUAAUGAUUGGCGCAGAUAUGGCGCUUAGAAAAACCCUUACAAAUAGUAAGUUAUCAAGGGUGAAUACUAAUAGCUCAGUUGAAAAUCUUUGGAGAUCUGGUACUAAUAAUAGCCACACACUACCGCAUUCUCAUGGGGUUAAACUAAGCGAAUUUCUUGUACAAAGGACAAAUAUUCCUGUGUUGAUUGUUCCAACUGAUAGUCUUAAGUAUUUUGAUGAAAGUCAAAAGAGAACAUUGGGAUCUCAACAUGAGGAAAACUGGAUGACAGAUUGGACUCAAAGGUUUAUUGAUUUUGAUGGACAUGACGAUUCGGAAAGUACUGAGUUUGAUUAUAGUGAUGAUAAUGAUAAUCUCUCUCUCCAUAACUCUAAAAGCACACAAACCGAAAUCUCUACUGCCCAUGGUGACGUUGAUAAACUUGGUUUGAUGUUGGAAUCAAUUUCUCAAUCAAUUAGCAACACCGUCACUGGUAAAUGUCAGUUGAACCUGGCAACUGGAAAUAACUUUCGGUGCCUGGAAACGUUUUUUAAGGAUAUGCUUACUGCUGCUUCUGAUAAAUCCUUUAAUGAAUCUUUGAAUUUUCUCCAGAAUUCCAAGCAUUCAAAUGACAAACAAUUACCGCUCACUACUCGUACUCGCCGGAUUUUGAAAAGAAAAAAAUAUGUCGAUGGUUCAAAAGUCAAUACUCAUGACAAGGCUGGAAGUGGAUAUGGUGGCGAAUAUGUAGGCUGGAGAAAACAAGAAAAAUCUAAAAUUGGUAAUGAUCAAAAGGUUCUAGAAACUGAAAGCGACAGUGAAACCGAUGGCGAAAGUAGCGAGGAUGAUGAUCUCGAUAAACCAUAUUAUCCUAAAUAUUUAAUGAAAUCUCAGAUGCAAGAACCUCCAAGAAUUCAUUUUGUCAAUAUUGGUGAGUCACCCAGAAUCCAGGUUUCAAAGCUGGUGACUAAUGGCAGUUCUACACAGGGUUCAUUUCUUGCAAAGGCUAACACCAACUCAAGCAGUUUGACUUACCAAGAUAUUCUCAGGACAACAAAGAACCAGGUCGGUACAGUACCAAAGGAGAAUUCACUAAAAGUAACCCAUGCUUCUAAAUCUUACAAGGGAAAGUUCAAAUCUAGCUCCAGAGAUAGAAGUCUGAAGAAACCAGGAUUCUUCAAGAAGUUAUUUAAAAAAUAA